AUGGCAAAGUCGACGUUGAACCCGAUGGAGACGUAUCGCCGCGAGCAGAAGAAGAAGGAGGUGAAGAAACACCGAGCAGAGCGGCAGAAGGAGAAGAAGGAGAAGCUGAAGUCUAUGGACUCAGUGGCGCUCAAGGAGCAGCUCAAGCUACUGGAGCGCCAAAUGGCUGUCAAUACCUCGACGGACGGUCCUAGUCGCAAGCGCAAGCAGGAGCUGGAGGACACGCUACGAGCGGUCGCAAAGAGGCAGAAAGAGAUGGAAGAAGAGAAAAACGAGCACAGGGAGAAGUUGACAGGCGCGUCAAUUCGACCGGCAAUGAGUAUGACGGAGUUGAUGCAGAGGAACAGGGAAAAGUUUGAGAACCCAGAGAAUUCGAUUUACUACCACCCGACACUGAAUCCGUUCGGAGCGCCGCCACCAGGAAAGCCGCAAAUGUACCGCCAUGCGCCGCAACCUGUCUGUCCAAUGGCUUUAUCUGGAAACAAUGGUCACGGGCGAUAUGGACAGGACCGGCACCCAGAACGUCCGCAGCAGCGGAAAUUCCUCGACGGACCACCGGUACCAAAGAUCGAGAGACGCUUUCAACGACCGCCACCAGCUAAGAUGCAACACCCGCGCGCUUCGGCGAUACGGCCUGGGAAGCGGCCGCCGCUGCCGCUUGAUCCCCCACCGCCAGGGACGAUUCAGGUGCCCUGUCGACCGCCACUACCGAGUGGGGCGAUUCCAGUUCGGCCGCCUCCUCCGCCACCUGCACUCACGCAGUCUACAGCAACGAUAUCGAUGCCUCCUGCAAUGUUGCUGCGACAGCCAGGUCAAGAGAUGUUGUCAUCCUUGGUACCUUCAGCGUCAACUGCAGCUGUCGAUGACGAUCAGCAGGAAGCAGCUGCAGCUGUCGAUGACGAUCAGCAGGAAGCAGCUGACGAAGACAAAGUUAUGGCUCUAUAUCCAGCGACAGACGAGCACGACACGAGAGACGAGCGAGUGGUGGACGAAGAUGCAGCUGAGAGACGCGCCCAAGUCUGCUCGCUGGUUCCAGUGGCUCUUCGGGUGCAUCGGCAGGUACCGCCAGUCACUCCAAGCAGCACUGCGAUCGUUGGCAGAGCUCCGUCCAUCUCUGCUCGAUGUCGUACCGUACCUGCACCUUGCACUUCCGUGCUUCAGCCAGCUUUGUCGAAAACGGGCAUCGCGCCUUCACUACCAAGACGUACGACGACGACCACGGCCACCGCAAACGUCUCCAUGUCAAAAGAGUAUGAUAGCUUUAUCGAGGACAUGAAGGAGCUGCUCUAA
This is a messenger RNA of Hyaloperonospora brassicae, 1290 nucleotides long. The record is from the annotation of a GenBank genome assembly. NCBI's taxonomy places the organism in Eukaryota, Oomycota, Peronosporomycetes, Peronosporales, Peronosporaceae.